This is a messenger RNA of Hylaeus volcanicus, 755 nucleotides long. RefSeq names its product deoxyuridine 5'-triphosphate nucleotidohydrolase-like. Gene Ontology annotation, molecular function: magnesium ion binding; dUTP diphosphatase activity. NCBI's taxonomy places the organism in Eukaryota, Metazoa, Arthropoda, Insecta, Hymenoptera, Colletidae. Bases 19 to 495 code for a protein of 158 amino acids. Gene Ontology annotation, biological process: dUTP catabolic process; dUMP biosynthetic process. The record is from RefSeq and is a predicted model, not a curated record. The transcript is spliced from 3 exons.
UCUUUUCUCUAAGAAAAUAUGAAGGAAUAUAUGACGCUAAACAUUGUUUGCUGUAAUGAAGCAACAGAGAGACUAUACUCUAACCAUGAGACAUUUCAUGAAGGCGAUUCUGGAAUUGAUCUUUUUUUUCCGGAAUGCGUUGUAGUUAAAAAAGGCGAAACGAAAUUGGUACCCUUGGGAAUUAAAGCAGCCGUUUUUGAUAAAAAUGGCGUAAAUUCAAGUUUUCUUUUAAUGCCAAGGUCAUCUAUAGUAAAAACGCCGUUACGGCUAGCCAAUUCAAUUGGAUUAAUCGAUGCCGGAUACCGCGGAGAAUUAAUGGUUGCGUUAGACAAUAUAAAAAAUGAAGAUUUUGUGAUCAAUGCAGGAACUAGAUUGGUUCAAGCUGUAUGUUUUAAUGGAAAACCUUUUCAUUUUAAAGUUGUCAAGGAAUUAAAUAACACAUCUCGUGGUCAAGCAGGAUUCGGUUCGACGAACGCACUGACAGUUACUAACUGAACAAGUGAUAUAUUUAAAAAGAAUGAUAAUAAUAUGCGCCGUGAUAAAGUAUUUUUAAAGACUAGUUUACUAAUAAUGGAAUGUAUGAAUAUCAGCUCUUUGAAUAAUAGAAGCCCCAUCGUUAUUUUUACUAAUUUGAUAAAAACUGUCGCAAGGUUGAUGUCUUGCUAGCAUUCUUACAAAUUCUUCAUCAUGUGUUAUAAGAAUAAGCUACAUGCACAAAUCAAGAUAGAAUUGGAAGAUCAAGUUGAGUACAUGAA